AUGCAUCAGCAAGCCCGAGCACCUGCGAGGCUCUCCUCGCCCCCUUCGUCACAGCCGAGCCAAUCUCGAAAUAGCAGCACGAGAGAGGCACUCCAAGGGAACCGUCAGCGUGCCGGCUCUACCGUCUCCGGGGUGGACGCCAUGAGCCCUUCGGGAACGGAAAAUGUCCCAGCCAUUGGUCCUCCCGCCGAGUCCGUCAAGAAGCUCGAUCAGAUUGUCCAAAACUUCUAUGCCAAGGCUGCCGUCCUCAUCCUCGACGCGCGCAUAAAGGUCACGACGACGCGGAAUGCAAAUGGCAUGUCGAAGACGAAUAAAUGGUUCCAAAUCGAAACGGACGAGAUAGACGACUUUCGAGACGAGUUCAAGGUGUGGAAGACGUGCGGCAGCCUCGAGAACCAGCCUCCGACGAUGAUCAUCGAAGUCUACCUCGACCUGUCGCUCCUGAGAGAAAGCCAAAGCCUCGUGAUGAUUGAUGACGACGGCAAGCGGUGGAAUGUCAGCGAACAGCUGAGUGCCUCGGCUUCGUCGACCGCCAGCAACUCGCCCAGCGGCGCCCUCGGAAGCGCCGAGGUCGUCCUCGAGCGAUGGCGGGUGGAGUUGAAGUCGACGCACACCAAGCUCGUCGACGACUUCGGCCCUGUUUUGCCAACCAUCUACAAGAAGGCCAUCGUCUUCUUCAGAACGCUAUUCAUGAAAACCCGGCUGAACCCGGUGUGGAAGGUUGUCGGCGCCGCGCCGAGUGCACAUCCCGCCCUCGUACCUCGCUGCCGAAUUCGGACGUCGGAGCCGCACCGAUCGAGUCACGACCCGCUACGGCAGUCUCUCGAUGGCCACCCGGACCCCGUGUCCGAGUACAUGUUUGGCGACCUCGACGUCCCCGUCGGCCGCUUGCGGGCCUCGGUCGCCUACCGAAACUGCUGUCGGUUUCGCGUCGACGACUCCGAGUCGCUGCUGAGCUCCCACUUCAUGAGAGCCGACGAGAACUUCUUCAAGCCGUCGUUGCCGCCCCACGGAGGACGAGAGCACGAGGCGACGGCGGGGCUGGCCUCGCUUCGUUCCAACCACCGAGCGCCCGACCCUGCCGAGAUACCCCAGACCUACGGCAGCCUCUCGACCUUUCACACCGACCAACGCGUGGGCACGAGCCCGAUAUCAGCCCUGAGAGCUGUGAAGCCUCCCGGAUCGGAUACGAGUUCUCCUCCGGCAUCGUUCCCCUCCUACCAUGGCAUCGACCCGCCCAACUCUCUGCCCAUCCGUGCGUCCUCCACUCGCGUUCCCGUUCGCCAUGGGGACGGGCACGCGAGGAGGACAUCCAUAUCCACCUUCCAGCCGUUCAAGGCUGGAUCCUUGUCCGGCUCCCCUGUUCCGCGCACCAUGGACCCUGAAUCGCCCGUGUCGACGCACGCGCUCAGCCGCCCGAGUUUGAUAUCCGGCUCUCGACCCAGGACUCGCUCGUCGCUGACGGCGGGCAUGCCCUCGUCACUUCGUGGAGGCCCGCCGGCCACGACCGCCGCGGACCCGCUGGUGAUCGGAUCGCCUCGGCCAAGCUCGACGAGCCGCUACAGCAGCAGCUUCACCCAUCGCCGCGCCCGCUUGUCCAUGGGCGGUGCGAGCAAGGGCGGUGAUGAGGAGAACAGCAGUGGACGCCAGAGCCUCGCUUCGUCCCUGGCGCAGCCCGGAUCCGGGCUCCUCGCCGAGGCGGGACCUGCCAGUUCCGGUUCGAUCCAUGCGGAGGGGGACGACAUUUCCGACUUCCUCAAGGCCCUCGACAGCAAGAAGACGCUCAAGAGCUUCGAGCCGGCGAAGAAGGGGGAAUCGGCAACGAACAGGACGGUGGCGCAGCUUUCCCGGUUUCGCAUGAUGAGGGACUCGCACAAUGCGCUCGGCGACUCCAUGACGUCGUCGAUGCAGAUGCAGCGCUCCUCGAGCACCUCGAGCCGACAGCUGCCGAGCGUACCUAGCAUGACCGUCCCGCCGUCCAUGUCCACGUCCACGUCGCCCGGCAAACCGGCAUCGCCGCACACGCCGCACACGCCGGCGAUUCCUUCCCGGCUCAGCGAAAACUCCAUCAUCGACUACGGUGCCACCGGACGUGUUCCCGCGGCGAGCAGACGUCCCCAGGAGCCAACGGUGGCGGAAGUCAGCAGGGAGAAUAGCGCGGUCCAGGAUGGCACGCCGGCCAUGGACAUACCUCUAUCGCCGCUUCUCAACUCGUACCAGCGCCGGUCGAGCUCGGUCGCCCAAAAGAAUCGGACCUUAAUCGAAGUGGACGAAAAUGAGUUGGCCUUUGCCGCGGGACAUCGGAGCAUCAGCCUCGGCGCCAGCGACCGAGAGCCGCCGACGCUGAGCACCCUGUUGGGGCGGCAGAUGGAACUGGAGAGCAGCUCGGCCGGGCGAGACAACGUCCCGACGGGACUCCAGCCCGCCGCCGAGAUUCAGCCUUCCGGUUCCGGAUCGUCCGAGGUUAUGCAGCGCGGGUCCGCCGAAGCAAGCCUGCCCGACGGUCUCAUUCGAACUUCCGCCCCAUCCAGCUCCCCCCUUCCGAGGAGGCGCUACGCAGGCAUGGCGGCCGCGGCGAGGGAGACGCCUCGACGAUCCUCUCGCGGCAGCAUCACCGGAUCCUCGAGCAAGCUUGGGCGUCCCGACGAUGAGUCCGAAGAACCGCUGGUGUUUGAUCUGUCCGAGAUGGAGGCUCACGGACGACGAAGUCUCGAGGAGGCUCGAGCCGGUCGCAACCUCAGUCUCGAGAGGAGCGCCGGCGAGCAGCGCGGAACGACGCGACGGGGGUGGACCUGA
Drechmeria coniospora is the source of this 2796-nucleotide messenger RNA. RefSeq names its product autophagy protein Atg13. The coding region runs from base 1 to 2796 and encodes 931 amino acids. Gene Ontology annotation, biological process: protein localization to phagophore assembly site; autophagosome assembly; piecemeal microautophagy of the nucleus. The transcript has 3 exons. Gene Ontology annotation, cellular component: extrinsic component of membrane; Atg1/ULK1 kinase complex; cytosol. The record is from RefSeq and is a predicted model, not a curated record. NCBI's taxonomy places the organism in Eukaryota, Fungi, Ascomycota, Sordariomycetes, Hypocreales, Ophiocordycipitaceae.